Girardinichthys multiradiatus is the source of this 5699-nucleotide messenger RNA. RefSeq lists its product as uncharacterized. The record is from RefSeq and is a predicted model, not a curated record. NCBI's taxonomy places the organism in Eukaryota, Metazoa, Chordata, Actinopteri, Cyprinodontiformes, Goodeidae. Bases 491 to 3493 code for a protein of 1000 amino acids. Gene Ontology annotation, molecular function: metal ion binding; NAD+ poly-ADP-ribosyltransferase activity. The transcript has 12 exons.
UUCCCUUUAUUUUUUUGAGCAAUGUAUUUUAGGUCUGGACUUUGAGUAGGCAAUUCUAAAAUAUGCAUAUGCUUUGAUCUAAAACAUUUAAUUGUAGCUCUGACUGUAUGUCCACAAUGUUCUUCCUGAGUUGUCUGCUGUGACCUGUCCGGUUUCUAGGAAAUUCUGUUAGAAAAUAGGAGACUGUUUUAGGCUAAAGACAUAGGAAAAUCGUCUGUGACUGAAUAAGGAAAUAUUUAAGCCUUUCAUCCCCGUGCUAAGGUCCCAUUAAUACUGACUUUUGGUUUAUGUUAUUAUUGUAAUUCUUCCGAUUUCACAGGAUUCACUUUUAAAGCACAGAAAAACUCUCCUGAAGGCCCUGUAAAUCAUCAUGCUGCACCAUGACGCCCUCAAGUGGUGAACUGCGGCAUUACGACAUGAUACCCGUCUAAAAAUAGUUCAGUUUCGGUUUCCAAUCAGCAGAAAUGAUACCGAGCAUUUCCCACUCUCCAUGAACCGAGCGCCUCCGUGUCCACAGCUGCACUCGUCAGGGCGGAAGGGUUCUUUGAGGACACGCAGAGGAGCAAUGGAAGCUGAAAUAUUAAAGUUCAUCUGCGCUAAUCAAGGAGCAGUCGAUGCUGAAGAUUUGAUGUGCAAUCUUUUCCCAGGGGAGUCCACGACUGAUGUGGUUUCCAACCAAAACAAGUUCGCCUUGUGGUCGAGCAAUGGUCAGCAGAGAGUUGUGGCCCGGACCAGCCUGAAACUGUGCAGGCAGAAAGACUGCCCGGGGGGACCAUGCAGGGGGUUACACCUGUGUAAAAACUUCCUCUUCAGCGGGUCCUGUCAGUUCCUCCUCAGAAGAGGCUGCAGUUUCUCCCAUGAUCUGAACUCUGACUACAACCAAAAGUUACUGAUAGAACAUGAGCUGGAGGGACUGAGCAGGGCCGAGCUGUGUACUCUGCUGCUACAGAGUGACCACACGAUGCUACCUUCCAUAUGUCAUGAUUACAAUAAUGGUGAAGGAGUAUUUGGUCGGUGUACGAGCGGUGUAGCUUGUGAAAGGCUUCACGUCUGUGAGAAGUUCCUGACCCAAAACUGCAGCUGCUUCCGGGCCCAUGACUUUCUUGCAUUUCAGCCAAAGUCAAAAUUGGAUGGCAAGAUGGUGCCCGACAACAUCAAACUGUCCUUGAAGUCCAUUUACGCAAAUAGAGAAACGUUGAGGAUCUCCAGCAGAGGGGGAGCUAGUAGGGGUCGCAGGGGUAACCACAGCUCUAAUGAUAGGCGGGGUUACAGAGGAAGAGGAAGAGGUGGCAACAGGGGUAACAGGGGGCCUAGAGGCAGUAGGGGAAAUAGAGGAAACUUCAGACACCAACCAACGCCUACCAGUAGUGACAUUCAGGGUGACCUUGAUGGGUGGGAUCUGUGCUCUGAAGAUGGAUCUAGUUACAGUCUUGAAAGAGAUUAUAAUAUUUCCAGCAGUAACAUCUCUGCUGAUGGCUAUUACAUUGAUGCAAAAAGUGACAGUGGCUUAAUGGUAGAGCAGAGGCAGUGGAUCCGAGGGAGAGGUGGUAACAGGGGGUUUAGAGCCCCCAGGGGGCAUAGAGGAAACGGGGGGGACAGGGGAAAUGGAUGUAACCUCCAACAGCAACUACGAUCCACUUCCUUUGGUGACAUCUGGAGUGAGUUUGAUGGCUUAAAUCUGUGCUAUGAACGUGGACCAAGUCAAAGCGAGAGUGGCCAGGGAGAUCUUAAUUCGUCCAACAGUGACGACACUGACACCACUGGCAACAAAAGUAGGAGACGCCGCUCAAAAAGCCGUAGUCGAACUUCAACAGAUAAAGGGAGAGACGGCAACCAACAAGGGUUCCAAAGAGCCGCCGGCGUUGAUGACCUCUGUGCUGCUGCUGGUAGAGAAGAGGGAAAUGGAGGGGAUGAACAGAAAAGAAGACCAAGAAACAAACCUGUAAAGGAUAAAACUGAGAUAUGCAUGUACUUCAUUAAAGGCUACUGUAAGCAUGAUGACAAGUGUUUUAAAGCUCACGACAAGAUGCCGUACAGGUGGCAGGUUCAGGAAGGCGAUCGGUGGAACGCGUUGCCUGACAAUGAGACAAUUGAAAAGGAAUACAGUGACCCAGGCAACACAUACAGCAGCAGCAGUCCGCCUGUGCAUUUUGACACAAUGACGCGUGGAGGGAACAAAGUACGAAGGCUCUCUACGGUAAACUCUUUGGUUGAGCCGAACUUCAUCCACACCACGGAGUGGCUCUGGUACUGGCAGGACGAGUUUGGGAAGUGGAACUGUUACGGUUCAGAUAGCACUGGAAGGAAAUCAGCAGACAUCAACAGCGCAACGCUGGAGCAGAAGUUCCUGGACAAUGAGAAUGAUGUAGUGGAGUUCUCCGCUGGCUCCCAGUCUUAUUCUCUUAGUUUCCAGGACAUGAUUCAAACAAACAAGCGUUAUAGCACUAAGAGGCUUGUGAGCAGACGUCCUCAGUUUGUCUCUGCCGCAGAUGUCCGAACAAAGAAAGUGAGAAGGCCUCCAGCUAAUUCUUCACCUGUGCCAGACAACUGGGACAAGACACAGAUUCCUCUAACAGGAUUCUCGAAGGUCGCCCUCCCGCGCGCUUCGGAUGAAUUUAAAAGGCUCAAAGUACUUUUUUUUUCAACCUUGAGAGGCUUCAAUAUUGUCAAGAUAGAGAGGAUUCAGAACAAAGCGCUUUGGGAAGUCUUUCAGUGGCAAAAGAAUCAGAUGAAGAACAACAACAAUGGAUGUGAGGUGGAAGAAAAGCAACUUUUUCAUGGCACCAACUCUAAACAUGUCGACGCCAUUUGCCUCAACAACUUCGACUGGAGGAUCUGUGGGGUUAAUGGAACAGCUUAUGGAAAAGGAAGCUACUUUGCCCGGGACGCUAAAUACUCCCACAGUUACACUGGUGACUCUGAUGUAAAAACCAUGUUCAUCACACGUGUGUUGGUGGGGAGCUACACAGAAGGGAAGUCCAGCUACGUCCGGCCUCCUUCCAAAGACAGUGGAGACAUAAACUUCUAUGACAGCUGUGUCGACAACAUUGCAAACCCUUCCAUAUUUGUUGUGUUUGAGAAGCACCAGAUCUAUCCUGAGUACCUGCUGCAGUACGAGACCACACAGCUGGCAGUCAACAAGCCUAGCACAUCUGUGUCAGUUCAGCAACCGAAACCAGUGCCUUCAUUUAAACCGCCAGUGCAUCAACCCAGCAUAGCGUCGUAUCAACCCAGCAUAGCGUCGUAUCAACCCAGCACAGCGUCGUAUCAACCCAGCACAGCGUCGUAUCAACCCAGCACAGCGUCGUAUCAACCCAGCAUAGCGUCGUAUCAACCCAGCACAGCGUCGUAUCAACCCAGCUCCUCAUCAUAUCUAUCCGGCACAACCUCCUCCCUGUACCAAAACAGACCUGCUUACCAACCUUCCCAUUCUUCCUCAUCUUCAUCCUCAAAACCAAAUACCAAAAAAUCAGAUGCCUGCGUUAUAGCUUAAAGACAGUGGAGAAAUGAAAGCGGUGGAUGUUAAUAGUUGAGGAAGUUUAUUAAAACCUUUUCAUAUAUCAUCUGAAAAAAAUUGUGUUAAAAGGGGCAAUCAUAGUUUUUGGUAAGCUUAAAGAAAUAUUUGUAUAUUAUCCUUACUGAGCCUGUAUGUCAAACAUAUUCCAAAAACGGAAGGAAAAUUACAAGCAAAGGCAAAUUUGACAACUUUGUGAAAAUAUUUCAUUUUAAUUCUAAAUUUCUUAUUGCAGUAAUUUUUUUCAUUUAGUGCUUUUGUUACCAUUAGUGGGCUAACUCGGUGAAACAGUACAUCAGAGAGGUACUCGUAAUUAAACGCUGCUCUGCAGACCGACGCUCAAACCCUGCAUAAAGCUGGAUUGCUAGAACUUUAAUUGUUGUGACUGACUUUACGUACACUUUGUAUGUAAAGGGGCUCCAUUUUGGAGGAAAACACUACUAAUGUUGUCGUCACUGCUGAUUACACCACAACACCAGCAGGCUGUUUGACGGGAUAAAUACAAAGGUCUCGGCCCUGUCCAAGCAAAAACUAUUUGACAUUUGUAAAAGGAUUCUCAUAAUCACAGGAAUUUUAUUAGGAAUCUUUAUCUGCAGGAAAGCACUAAAACAGUCCCGUGGGGGUGGCGCUGUAAUAUUUCUAUGAUUAAAAAAAACAAAGGCGACAUGGAGCAAGCACAUAAAGUUUGCUCUGUUGGAAUAUAGCAUUCAAUUUCAAAACAUUUUGAUUUGGAUAGCUACACGAAAAAACGUAAGAGUGACAUUUCAUAAUGUUUUUCACUCUGAAAUCGGUUUCCGGCUCUUAAUAAGCAAUUUGUUUGUGGAUUAAAAGCUGAAACAAUAAAGAAAAAAAAGUUGCAUAUUCUAAUAAAAUCGUUUCCGUGUGAACGGCACUCAGCUACACUUUAACGUUUAGAAAAUGGACUUCGACUACUUUAAUGUAUGAGUGCUCAAUGUGUCAGAUCAGACAAAUAGAGAAUUCUUGUACUGUUCUGACUGAGAGACAUCACAAAUAACAUGGUGGUUUCCAACCACCCUAACUUAGCGUAUUUAAUGACAUGCGUAAUGUCUUUGGUGACCAGUUAGCCAAACUGUAUUUACACUGUCUACGGUUGGCAUAUGGAAAAAUACUGUAAAGACGUAGAGUAAAGACGUAGUAUGCAUGAACAGACAUCACAUUGGUUUGUCACCUGCUACGGUUUAAUAAACAACAGCAGAUCCAUUUUCUUUGAAUGUAUCUUCUAACAGCCAGUAGAGGGUGACUAAAUCACUUGUCAUUCAAAAAAAUACAUAAAACUUUGACCUAUCUGAUUGAGUAUGUGGCAAAUGAAUGAUUUCACACUGAGUUUAUGGUGGAGGGCUAUAAUGUCUCAGGUGUUUUGCCAAAUGUGUCGCUUCUUUAACAUUAAUCAUUUUGUACGUUUAGAUUCACAUAAACUGCAAACAAACCUUAAGCUUUGAAGUAGAUUCACUGCUUUGCUGGAGCUGCAGUUUCUCUCUACGUUGAACAAAAUAUUCCAUCAGAAGUUGGUUAUUUUCUCUUAUUUUGAAAUGAGCUUUGAAAAUAGAAACAUUGUGCCUGUCUGUGUCUCCAGUGGCAUGACAAAUUAUUGCAGACACUUACUCAAGUAAUUACCUGCACUGACUGCUCCGUUUGUUUCACACUUUAUAUAUAUAUAUAUAUAUAUAUAUAUAUGUUUAACACUGGUUCAGGAUUAGCAAACUGCUCAGUUUACUUGCCUUGACAACUGUCACUUUUACAGCAUCUUCUUAUCUUACUUUUUGGGGGGUUUUAUUCCAAGCUUGUUUUGUCUAUUUCAGAGCUGUGAAGUUUGCUUAAAAAUGAAUUGACAUUUAACUGUAACAACAUUCUUGUGAUGGCUCUCUAAAUCCUCUAACUAAUUCUUGUUGGUUUAGUUUUUGAAUUAAUUUUGUUAGUUUUAAUCAGAAGUACACUGAAGUAGAGCAAUACAUGUAUGCAAACCUGCCGUUUGUCAAGCCAUUAAAUUCGUAUGUAUAAAGUAAUUUGUGAGAAAAACAAUAAGGGCUCCUUGAUUUUAGUUUUUCUUUUAAGGUAGCAGAUUAAGUAAUGACUUGAUUACAGGUUUUUCCAAAACUUCUUGCUAAUCUGUUGUUACAUGUAUGCUUCCAUCUGUGUCUUUUCAAAAUAAAACUGUUUCCUAUUA